AUGCAGCGCGCCGGCGCGCUGCCCCCCCGCUCCGUCUGCGUGAUCGGUGGCGGCCCCGCGGGCCUCGGCUGCUGCGCGGCGCUGCGGGGCUCGGGGGUCCGCGUGACGCUGAUCCAGGAGAGCCGCGGCAUGGGCGGGAAGCUGUGCACGAAGUUCGCGGGCCCCGGCGAGGACGACCCCACCCUCCACUUCGACAUGGGCGUGCAGUUGCUGCGGCCGCGCGGCGCCCUGGCGGAGGCGCUCGGCGGCGAGGGGGUGGCGCCCUGGCCCGAGGACCCGAGGGGCGCUUGGUGGAGCUCGGAGUCGGCCCUGGCGGUCCCGCCGUGGCGCGGCGGCUGCCCACGCGCGGGCUCGUGGUGGGCGUGCCGUCCAUGUCGGCCGUGGGGCACCGCCUGCUGGCCGCGUGCGGCGAGGAGGUCUCGGUGA
Messenger RNA from Prorocentrum cordatum, 426 nucleotides. NCBI's taxonomy places the organism in Eukaryota, Dinophyceae, Prorocentrales, Prorocentraceae. The record is from the annotation of a GenBank genome assembly.